AUGGAAGAUACCUACUGUUAUAAUAAACAAAGCGAUAAGGAUGAUUAUAAAAUCGACCCAAUUUUUGAUAUUAUUGACUAUCUUGUGAGAUGUGCGAAAAUAUCAUUUAAAAAUUCUUCUAUUAAUCAACCCGAAUUAAGAACAAAUGAUAAAAUUCAGUUUGCAUAUAAACUUUUUAAGCAAUCUCCAGUACAGUUUUUGCUGCAAUUUGGAAAAUAUUUAUCUCCUAAUCAUCUACACUAUUUUGAAAAAUUGCAAAUAAAUAAUGAUAAAUUUCAAAGUUGUGUAGCAGAGUUAAGAUUAUAUCAUUCUAAUAAAUGUGCAAACAAAAGAAUAAGAAAUAGAAGGUAUAAAGCUUUACAAAAAUUGCAACAAGAAACAGAUUAUUUUAGUGAAAAGCAAAUGAUGCUUCGUAAUCCAUUGCUAUAUGAACAAUUAAUUGGCCAGUAUUUAACUGAUGAUGAAAUAAGAGACAGGGAUGCUGUUGAUAGUGAAAAUCUUACGUUCCUUAAUUUGAUAUUAGAUACUGUAGACAGAAAUGAAAUGAAUGAAAUAAGAAACAAGCAAAUGCAAAUAGAGGAGAAAGAAGUAUCAAAUGAAACAUAUUUUAAAGAUAAUGUUGGUCAAGAAAAUAAGGUUUCUGUAAAGGAAAAGCAAUGGGGUGACUUUGACAUUCCAGAGAUUGAUUCAGCUGGUUUACCAGAAUCACAAAAACAUGCUGUGAUUAAUGCAAAUGAAAGAAAUCUUCUUAGAGAAGAGUUUCUUCAAGAAAUGUACAGUAGUUUUAUUGAAGGUAAAGAUGUUGAUUUUGAUUAUAAUUCUGUUGAUAAUAGUGAAGAAUAUGAUGAUUUACAACAAAUGUCACAAGAUGCUGAGGAUAAAUAUUUUGACUCUGUAGAGAAUGAUGAGGAAACUUUAGAAGAACAUAUUAAUUAUAGAGAAGAUUAUGGUACAAAGAAGUCACCAGGAUUUAAUAGUGCUGUUAAUGACCCACUUGAUAUAUUUAUGGAACAUAUCUCAAAAAAUCUCCAACAGAAUGUA
Brenthis ino (lesser marbled fritillary) is the source of this 1041-nucleotide messenger RNA. The record is from the annotation of a GenBank genome assembly. Lineage: Eukaryota; Metazoa; Arthropoda; Insecta; Lepidoptera; Nymphalidae.